This is a messenger RNA of Suillus paluster, 603 nucleotides long. RefSeq lists its product as uncharacterized. The transcript is spliced from 6 exons. The coding region runs from base 1 to 603 and encodes 200 amino acids. Gene Ontology annotation, molecular function: serine-type endopeptidase activity. Gene Ontology annotation, cellular component: signal peptidase complex; membrane. The record is from RefSeq and is a predicted model, not a curated record. Lineage: Eukaryota; Fungi; Basidiomycota; Agaricomycetes; Boletales; Suillaceae.
AUGUUUUCAGAUGAGCUUAAGUCAUUUCGCAGGCUAGGUUUCCGACACUUCCUACUCCAAAUUCUCAACUUCACCUCGGUCAUCGCGUCUGGCCUCAUGCUAUGGAAAGGCCUCGGCCUGCUCUUAAACACAGAAUCCCCAAUCGUCGUUGUCCUUAGUGGCUCGAUGGAACCAGCAUUCUACCGCGGCGACCUUCUUUUCCUCGCCAACCCCUCAGGCGAACGUUACCACACAGGCGACAUCACGGUUUAUAGAAUCCCCGGUGCCGAGAUUCCAAUCGUCCACCGCGUCAUGGAGACUCGGGAUGUCUUCAUCCCAUUCGAAAAUUCGACGGAGAAGCGCGUCACAAACAAGAGACUCGCAAAGCUCAAACUUCCACCAGGAGAACAUCAGUUGAUGCUUACGAAAGGCGAUAAUAACCAUGUUGAUGAUAUCGACCUCUACCAGGGCCUUGAAUGGCUCGACCGAAGACACAUCAUUGGAAAAGUUCGCGGCUUCUUGCCGUACAUCGGCUACGUGACCAUCGCCAUGAAUGACUUCCCACAACUCAAAUACGGGCUUCUAGGAGGUCUUGGGCUGUUAGCUGUCUUACAACGGGAGUAG